Ambispora leptoticha is the source of this 565-nucleotide messenger RNA. The record is from the annotation of a GenBank genome assembly. NCBI's taxonomy places the organism in Eukaryota, Fungi, Glomeromycota, Glomeromycetes, Archaeosporales, Ambisporaceae.
AUGGGAUCAAAAGCGAGAUUCAAUAAGCCAGAAUCUACUAUACAUAGAGUAAAGUAUAGAGCUCUCAACCCGCCUAAUGAUGAUCUCAUUGGCAAGAUUCGGUUUUACACAAUGAAACUAAAACCACUACCUUCAUCUUCUACUUCGGAAGUACCAGAUGCUAUGCCUAUGCUACCUGGUAAGAAAAAUGAAGCUGCUCAAGCUCAAGAAUCGCAACAGCAAUCUACACCACACCAACAGGCACAGCAGCAGCAACUGUCGCAACAACAACCAUCGCAACCAUCACCAACGCUGCAACUAUUACAACAACUACCACCAUUUCCUCAACCAUCAGAACAAAUAGUUUUGCAGCAGCAGCAACCGUCGCAACAACAAUCACCGCAACCAUUACCAACGCUGCAAUUAUUACAACAACUACCACCAUUUCCUCAACCAUCAGAACAAAUAGUUGUUAAUACUUCAACAGUAGCAGCAGCAACCGUCGCAACAACAAUCACCGCAACCAUCGCCAACGCUGCAACUAUUACAACAACUACCACCAUUUCCUCAACCAUCAGAACAAAUA